ACCAGAUGAGAAGUUAAUUUUCCGUGUCAUAAUUUUCAUUCAUAAUUAAAUUACAUGUGUUCCAUAUUGUGAAUGAAAAUGGAAUGAAAUUAUAAACAGAUGAAGAAGAAAAUGUUUUCCAAAUUUUCAAAUAUCCUCCAUAAUGCAGUGGAGGCGCUUGCACCUCAGUUAUCUCUGAAGGAAGAGUUUGUGCAUCACUGGAAAUCAGUGACGGUAUUCUUCAUGGAUAAUAAAGGUCAGAAGCUGCCAAUCGAUCAAACACAGAUUCCUGAGCAUCUUGAACAGAUGGUGGUUUUAUUGAAAGAGGAAGAAUUGAAUGCAGAACUGGACAGCACAGGGCCAUGUAUGGAGUACCUUCUACAACACAAACUACUAGAUACUCUGUACUCACUGGGAAGGACUGAUCAUCCUCCUGGAAUGAAGCAGAUUGUUCUACAGUUCUUUACCAAGUUACUGUCAAGACUAAAGCAACCAAUCCUGGCCCACGUCAGUGUUCACCGUGCUGUCAACCGAUUGGUGAAAGCAUGUGGUGAAGUUCAAGCUGCUCCAACGGAAUCAGAGGAAAUUCAGUUUUUGUGCACUGUGUGUUCAUUAAUUAAAUCUACGCCCUAUCUAGUCAAUUUCUUCAUUGAGGUGCCAAAACUCAAUUCUGAUGCGAGGAAAACUAGUCUUACCAAAGAUGCACCACCUCUGGAGGCUGGAGCUGGUCACAUGACACAACCUGCCAAUUCGCCUGACACACACACCACACACAGUACUAGCCCCAACACUGCCAAUGGUCCAUGCAGCACAGGGAGAAAUUUCAGCCUCAUGAACUCAUUGUUAAGCCUUUCACACAGUCCAGACAGUCGCGUGGCGGUGAAGGCAUGUGAGGGUUUGAUGCUGUGUUCCAGUCUGCCGGAGGAGACCGCUGCGUCAUGUAUCAUACAUGAUACAAGGUUCUGUACAGAGAUGACUCAGCGACUCAUAGAGGCAUAUCUCAAACUGCCUGCUUUUAUCAGUCCAGCAGAUCUGGAGAAUGCUGAGGCAAAAUGGGGUUUGGACGUGAUCACAGAAAGCGAGGAUCACAAGACUUUUCUAGGAAAGCGCCAUCUAGUGAGCUUCCUGUCCUGGUUGGAUUACUGUGAUCAGCUGAUCUCCAUCGCUAAUCCAAUGGUGGCCAAAUCUCUGGCCAAAUCCAUCAGAGAACUCUUCUUGAACGUCAUAAUGGAACCCUCAGUAUUACAAGCGUCAGAAGCAGGGGCAACUCUAGCUACAGCCUACCUCAACCGAUGUUUGAGAACUGUUUGCUCCCCAGAGCUUCUGUCAGAGUUCUGUUUCUUCAUUCUGGGACAUGAGAGGUUGCCCGAGCAGAUAGGAGAGACAACUCCAGAAAUCAGGCAUCGCCUCAUAGAGCGCUGCAAUCACCUGUCUGAGGAGUUGAGUCUGGUGACCCUGAAGCUGUUUGACACGCUGCUACAGAAGGAUGAUGAACACAUCAUGCACAAUCUAGUCCUACGUAAUCUGUUGGGGAGAAACUACUACAAAGUAACUCCAGUAGUCUCUGAGGAGGUGAACAGUGCACAGGACAAGGAAGAUAACUCUAAAACACCAAACGAUACAUCCCUGGGCAAAGAAGGCAACAUAGGACAAGAUUCAAAAAAAAAGCCUAGUCUUAAUCGUUCAUCUAGUCGUACAGAAGUUCACAAGAUUGUCAACUGUUUCCUUGCCUUAUUACCAGAGCAGUUGAAAUCUAGCUACCAAACAGCUGACAGUGGAUAUGACAUGUAUUUACGAGAUGCUCAUAAACAGUACCGCCACAUAUGUGAGAUGACAGACCCCUGGUCUUGGCCCAAAGAACCAGUGGUCAUCAAACGCUUCGUGGUGGACGACUUUUACGAGGGGGCCUUCCUGAGAAUGCUACUGGAUAAGAUGUCUCACUUACUGGAACAGAGUUACCCAGUCAACCUUCAGCUGACCUCUGUGGUGGCGAGGCUGGCUCUCCUUCCCCACCCUAACCUCACGGAGUACCUCCUCGACCCCUUUCUUCCAGUCACUGAUGGAACUAGAACUCUCUUUGCUGUCUUCCAGAAGCUUUCCAGUGAGAUUAGAAACAAACUUCACGCUCAGAGUGACCUCAGCCAACAGCUGGUCAAUGUCCGCCGUCAGCUGAUGGGAACCAGUACAAAUCUUCAUCGUAAAAAUCCAUACAGAAAAACCACCAGAUAUCAGAUCAGAUAUGAAGACCAAAAUCAACUAGAGGCUAUCAUAGUCAUGGAAGAGUUUUGUAAAGAGCUGUCUGCAAUAGCAUUUGUCAAGCAUCAUUCUGAGGUGAACAGACCCUCAUGAUGGCAGAUCUCGGCUUCAAUUUAUAUAAAUAUACAUGUAUAUAUAUCAUGAACACAAAUUUUUUAUGACUCAAAAUCAUCUAUGCAAAAAGAUUUGCAUGUUAAAAAAGCAUAUGUUCAGAUGUUUGUGAAAUUGGCAAUAUACACUUAAUAUGAUAUAUGCACUUCUACAUAUAAAUUUCUACAGGGCUUGUUGUAGCUAGAGAGGUUUUGGUUGCCUUGGAGCUUCUGUAGUGCUAUGAAGGGAUUGUUUGUAAAAGGAAUUUUAGUUAACAGGCUGAUAUUUCCUGUAACUUAAUUUUAUUAUUGGUUGCUUGAAAUCCAUGGUUUGUGCAAUACAUUUAGUGAGAUACUAUAUACAGGGCUAUAUUUGCCCAAUCAUGAUGUAAAAUAUUUCGCCUCUAACACAAUUUGGGCGAAAGAGAAGUUUCUUGGCAGUUUUCUCUAUAUUUAAUAUUUUAGUUAAAAAUUUGCCCACUGUUUACAGUCUCAAAGGUGAAUGGAGCAAUCAUAAAAGUAGGCGGAUAUUUCCCUGUAUACGGUAUGUCUCCUGCUUAUUGGGAUAUUUAUUUUUCAUGUUAAUUGUAUAUGUUCUCUGAGGGAUGACAUAUUAUUCAAUAAUUGUGCUGAUUUUUUUUUGUUUUGCGGUAUUGAUGAAUCACAAUUUUUGUUGAAGAUUUCCCUGUGUGCCAAAGUAUGGUUGACACAAGUCUUCCAAAUCCUAAAUCAAUCCAGCAAUUUUAAUGGUAUUUUACUAAUGAAAAAAAUCAUUUUGCUAUUUGUACUUUUUAUAAAUACUUUUCCAAUAGAGAGUAUUUUGAAAGUUUUGUUAUAGAUUUUGGAUUUUUGGCAUAAUAUUCAUUUGUUUUUGCAUUUUUUAAGUUCUUUAUAUGUAUAUGAUGAGUUUACAUUGUAGUUUGAUACCAUUUCUCAAAAUUGGAUCAGCUUUUAAGUUUGCCCAAAAAAUCUUUUUUUUUAUCAUACCAAUACAUGUAAUGGUAUGAUUCUUAUUCAUGGAAUGAUGGUAAAGAAACACACGGAAAAUACUUGACAGGUCACCAGUCAAAUUAAAUUUAGUGAAAUGAAUUAAAAAUAAAUUAACAUGCACCAGAAAGUUACUUAAGUAUUUUUUGAAAUUGUAUUCAUUUUCAUUAUUUUAAAUUCCAUUCUUGAAAAAAAUGCAACUUAGUUUUGAUUUUUUUUUUUAGAUUUAUUAAGUUUCAUAUCAAUUGUUUAAAUACCAUCUUUAUUUUUAAUAUAGGUGUAUGUUCCUUUCACCAGACAAAUAAAGAAAAAUCUUUUGAUACAGAUUUAUUUAGAGUUUAAUUACUGGUUUAUAUAUAUAAAAGUAAUACCAAAUUGUUGUGAAAGUUCAUCUGUAUUUACCAUACCUUUGAACAAUGGUCAGAUGUAUGCAAAGCUUGAAAAGACAUCCGAUUUCUAGUCAGUAUUGCAUUUAUACUCUGUAUUCUUUUACAAAUAUGUAUUAAAAUCUACUUAUACAGUAUAUCAUCACAAGAAAUUAAAAGAAUAAAAUCUAUCAUUUAUUAUA
Molecule: messenger RNA, 3879 nt
Organism: Magallana angulata
Lineage: Eukaryota; Metazoa; Mollusca; Bivalvia; Ostreida; Ostreidae
Product: FHF complex subunit HOOK interacting protein 2A-like
Exons: 18
Coding region: 100-2328 (742 amino acids)
Source: RefSeq, a predicted model, not a curated record